UCACUGCAGGCUGGAGUUUCCUGUCCAAAACCAGGAGCAGCAGCAGCAGCAGCAGCACAAGUCCAAGACUGGCACAGAACUGGUGAGUGGAGAGGAGCACCAACGCAGGAGAGGAGAAACACGCCACAGAGUUCGGGUCCUUUCUCGAAGAGGAGUUGGACUUUUCUCAGCAGAGUUUGAGGCAGAGUGAAAACAAAGAGAUUUCAGCGGAGUCCAACUUCCCAACAUCUGGUUCGCUGGAGGACGGGGCGAGCCGAAGUCAGGCACUUUGGAGGCGGAGAGAGAAGACUGGGCGAAAGAAAAUGCUCUGAGUUUUGGAGCUUAUGUCACCUGCGUGAGGCGAGCUGACUUUUUUUUUUUUUUUUUUGUGUGUGUGUGUGUCACCUUGUGAAGAGACCAAGUUUGGAGGAGAGCUCCAGCGGAGCUUGAGGUCCAGCGGAGGAGAUAAGAAAUGAAUUAGUUCCAAAAUAAAUAAGUUUAUAACUAAACUUCGGCUGCUCAAGAGUGCCAGACAGUGAGAAGGCUCAUUCGCCUCCUAGCUGAACAGCAGGCCCACGCCCAUGGAUGAGGAGAGGAGUGCCACUGCCAUCUCCACAGAGCAACCUGAUAAUGAAAACCCUAACCCACCAGCUCCCAGUUCACGCACAGACUCGAACACGGAGAAGGAAAACAGCCCUACAAACCCAACGCCCUUUCCUGGUGAAGAUGUGGCCUACACCUACACUGAGCCCCUCAUAUUGAGGGUAAAUGGCACUCCUAAAAGGUUGUUAAAUGACGAUGGUGAUGGAGAUAUUUGCAACACAACGCUCACAAUACCCAACGAGAGCAUUACAUCUCAACCAGCCGCCAGAUCCACACCCAUCCAUCACACAAAGCCUUGUCAGUCGCAGCCCGGCGGCCUGCUACGCAACGGAGCCAAGAGCCACGAGCACACGCACUGUUCGCAUCACACACACACUGCCCACCUGCACGGCCUCCAGUCCAACCCUGUCAGGAAUGGUAGCUCUCACAGACAUCCCAAGCUGGGCUCUCUCCCGAGAGGCGGCUCCUCCACCUCAUCGUCUUCCUCUGCAGGACCCAAAGGCACCAAGAAACUGCGGUCAAACCCCUCCAUCACCUCCCAGAGCAGCAAGAGGAGCAAGAGCAGCUCGAAGAGCAACAGCUCCCAGAUUCCCACAGACGCACAGGACGACUGCUGUGUCCACCUUAUCCUGGCCUGCCUCUUCUGUGAGUUCCUCACCCUGUGCAACAUUGUGCUUGACUGUGCCACCUGUGGCUCCUGUGCCGGGGACGAUUCCUGUUUCUGCUGCUGCUGCGCAUCGGAGGAGUGCGGUGACUGUGACCUGCCCUGUGACAUGGACUGUGGCAUCAUCGACGCCUGCUGUGAGUCCGCAGACUGCUUAGAGAUCUGCAUGGAGUGCUGCAGUCUUUGCUUCUCGUCCUGAUGUAUCACGCCACACCACCGAACGGGGCACGGUAGAGGUUCGCUGUGCAAGGUUAGCCAGGCCCAGGAACAACCGAGACCAGAAGCAGCGCUUACACCUGGUCUGUGUCCCCCCGAGCAUCUGGAUUGAUAAAAGAUCAGCGGGUGUAACUAUCUCUGGAAAACAUCCUACGCAAUCUACGCAAACUGUGACCUAAUUAUUUCCUUUAUUGAUCACACAACCUCCUUGCUUUGUCUGAGCUAUUGACUGCUCGCCUCUCACUUGGCUGUGCAGUGCGGAGAGAAUCCCAGCACUGAUAUGUGAGUGCAGCCCGAGCCUCUGGACCUUCCCUGCACUAGCUUUUAUUACAAUGGAACCCCCAGUGCCGUUUGAAUUACUGGAGUUCUUCAAGCAUGAAAAGUGACCUCUAAAGGCAAAUGAGGAAAUGGCUCCAUUUGAGCAGAUUUUAGUGUUUCUGCAGAUAAGAGCAAUGGAAUAAUGGGGAACUGGAAGCUCAGAUCUCAGUAGAAGCGUGGUCUGUCCUCCUGUCCUUGGCAAGGGUAAAGUCUUGCAGUUUGAUUGGUUGCUCUGGCCUUUCUCAUAAAAAAAAAAACUGUUAAAAGGGAGAUGUCCAAUCCUCUGCUAUUUUUGUUCUUGUUGCACAAAAGAAAACAGAACACAGUAAUCUUGUUCUUGUUGUAAAGUGACAUAGAAAUCUCUGAUGGUAUUAUGCCUCUUUCCUUACCUGACCUGAUCAGAAAAGAUGCUCCGUAUACCAGCCAGGAUAUGGGAUCUAAGUGGGUAUUUUCACAAAUGGACAUAAAUGAACAAAUUGUUGACAUGAUCUGCGAACAACACAUUUUUCUCUUCUAACAUGUGAAUGGGGAGCAUUCUUAUGCUAAGAUCUCUCCCAACUUAACAUUUGAAACUUUGUUUACUUUUACCUUUUGCCGAAGGACUUUUUUUCAGUGAAUGCUAGCUCAUCCGGUGAGUCAUCUUCUUUUUAAUACAUUUCAUUUUUCUAUCAUUCCUUCCGUGUGGAGAAAUAAAUGGCCUUGGAUCAGCUUAAGGCCUGAAUUUUCAAGUAGGUUCCUCGCCUUCACCAAAUCUCCAUUAAUCCUUGUUUUGUAGAUUUUAGUUAAGAUAUUUGCAUUUUUCAUCUAAUGUAAAGGAAAAAAAAAAAUCACAUUUCUGCGUUAUCGGUUUUAAGCUGGGCUCUCUGUUAAGCAGACCUAGCUCUGCAUCUAAUUUAAUUCCUCUAGUGAAAAUCCUUAGGAAAUUAUGCUAAGUUAGAUCCAUACGCUUAUAGCAUGAAUGGUACUGUCUUGAUAAAAGCCGUGCACAGUCAUGUGCCGCCGCGCCUACACUCUUUUCAAACCAAUACCUCUUAAGAUCUCACAUAGAUCAGUUGUGCAUUUUAAAGUGACUUGAUAGAAAUCUAUUUUUUUUCUUCCUCUGGUUAAAUACUGUUAGAGAAAUCCUUUGCUCUUUUGGGACUUUAGUUUUCAGGUCUUUAAUUACUUGUACAUAGAGGGGCUAAGGUGCGACACUAAUGUGUUUGAUAAGGCCCUAUUUUAUGGGCCGAAAUCUCAUACUGAUAAAGACACACUAUUGUUGUAUUCAACUUGAUUGCAUCAUGGAAGCAAUGCAUUUUUGCUGCUUUAUUUUCAUAUAAUCCAAGGAGUUUAAGUAAUGCAACUUGAGACGAUGAAUCAAACUGGAUGUGUAUCCCCUGAAACUCAAUUUAAAGCCUGGAGUACCCUGGAAACAUUGGGAUGUUUAGGAUGAUUGUGAAGGAUAGAACAGAUCAUGCAGAAUGAUGACAUGUACAGAAAUCGUAGCCAUGUUAGGUGUAUUUACAAGACAUUUCAAAGCACAAAUUCUAAUUAUGGUGCAUCAUAUAGAGAACUGUUCUCUGUCACCAGACCAGGAGAGCAGUAUGAUAAAUAUCUCUGCUGUGUGCAAAUCAUCUCAUAUGCAUAUGUAAAUUAAGCAAGAAACACUAACAACUUAACAGAUCGUUAAUGUUGGAAAAUGGGGUAAAUAAGAUAAAAACGGGAGGCUAGCCACAAAUUAAACAACACAAAAUAAAAAGUGUUAAAUGGGGCUAAUUCAGGGAAUGAAUCUACAGUUAAAUCUAUAGUUAACCCGGGUUGCAUGUUGAAGCAAUGAUGAUACACAAAUAUGUUGGUGAUGAGGAGACACUAUAGGCAGACAUUAAAAAAGCAGAGAUUCCAACAUCCUGACAUGAGAAUUAAAAUAUUAGAUCACGAAUAAUAAAACAAUACAUAAAUAGAAACAGACAGAUCAGAAAUAUCCAUAGCCUAUGAACUUUUUCAUAUUUUGUUAUAAUACAACUGUAAAUAAUUAUGGAUCGCAUUGGGAUUUUAUUUUACAGAAUACCACAACAUAGCAUGUAAUAGUGGAGUAGAAGGAAAAUUCUGCAAGUUUGAAAAAAAUAUAUAGAAAUUAACAUCUGGAAAGUAUUGCAUACAUUUGUUUUCAUGAUAUGGAAAAAAGACCCAAGGAAUACAGCAAAGAGCUUUGAGAUGAAGUUCUGGAGAUGUUUAAAGCAGGGCUAUGUUCUAAAACAAUACAGAGUUCAAUCCAUCCUCUGAACAUGAAAAGAGUGUGGCAACCUAAAUCUGUUUACAGGAGUAUUAGUCAUGCACUCCACAAGUCUGACCCUUAUCGAAGAGUGGCUAAACCUUGUGGACAACGGUUUAAUCCAUCAUGGGAAAAUUGAAAGACAGUCCACUUAACCUCACAGACCUGGUUGUCAGAACAGUAAUCAGAGAAGCAGCCAAAAGGCCCAUGAUAAUUCUGGAGAAUUUGCAGAGAUCCAUAACUGAUGUUUUGGUACUUGGGUUCAGUUGGUCGUGCACUUUACAAAUCUGACUUUUAUGGGAGACUGGCUAGAAGAGCACUAUUGGAAGAAGGUGAUCUGAUCAGGUAAGACUAACGCCAGACUCACACUGAAUAUGGUUCAGGUGGUGCAAAGUACCCAAAUCAUUAAAAUCAGUUUGUGCACUCACAUCAGCCCUGGUGCAGGUCCGGAUACUGAGGCCGUGCUGCUCUGCAAAAAAAUUACGCAAGAAGGAAGUUUGGCCAGACACAGCAGCAGCCCCCCGGAUCAAGCACCCGAAUUUCAUAAGCCAAACAGGAAAAGUCGGGCGACAGGAGAGAGUUCCAGUGAAUUUCAGAAUUAAAUCACCCCACCAAAUUACGCUUGACUAAUGUAAUCAAAAUGGCAACACAGAAACAUGAGGAAACAGACGGGGUAUUGAAGGAUGAAAUAGGUUAUUUAUGUGCACGGAUAAUGAGUUUUGCCCUGAAAAAGGAAAACAAUAGCUGUUUUUUUAUAUAAUUUAUGAGGGAUAGCAAAAGAAAGGACCACAUGAACGUCUGUUCUUGCGAGCUCCGUUUCUGCAGCCGGGAUCUGCCGGGGGUUUGCAGAGAAGCCGCACUUGAUCAGGACUGUAACCUGCACCGUAGUCAGUGUGAGCCCAGAUUUAAAUGAUACUUUUAGGGAACAUGCAAAACUCAGAGUAUAGUGGAAAGCUAGUACUACAGCUCAUCUUUGAUUCACCAUUCACAGCUGAUCAAAAAGUUAAGCUUCACAAACUGAUAUUACGCAAA
Fundulus heteroclitus (mummichog) is the source of this 5063-nucleotide messenger RNA. It is a transcript of the gene mdfi, whose product is annotated as MyoD family inhibitor. The record is from RefSeq and is a predicted model, not a curated record. The transcript has 5 exons. NCBI's taxonomy places the organism in Eukaryota, Metazoa, Chordata, Actinopteri, Cyprinodontiformes, Fundulidae. The coding region runs from base 561 to 1445 and encodes 294 amino acids.